AUGAACGGGUUCAAUUUCCCUCCGCCGCCCGACGAGCCCGUCCCCGUCGUCCCCCGCGACAUCAAGGCCAAGCGCAUCGUCCCGUCGCCCCGCAAGGCGCCCACCGUCCGGAGCGGCAAGGGCUCCAUCUUCGGCAAGGCCUCGAUCCCCUCCGUGUACUGGGCCGGCGACGACCCGACGCCGGGAGGCAACGAGGAGUACACCUUCUACCGCGAGGGCACCCCGCCGCCGAGCGAGAAAGGCGGCGGCCGCCAGCGCGGGCUGAGCCUGUACGACCAGGAGAGGCGGGCGGCGCGCGGGCAGGACAGGAGGAACCGCAAAUGCUGCGGGCUGAGGAUGUGGGUGUUCUGGCUGCUUGUGUGCCUGAUUAUCCUCGUGGUGCUCGGUGUGGGUGUUGGAGUCGGUGUUGGCGUGGGGUUGGGUGCGUCGAAGGCGAAUCAGUCGGAUGAGAGCGCGGCGCGGACGAGUUCCGCGACACCUACACCAACGACUGGCGUCGCCGCCGCUUCCCCGACGACACCCCUGUCCAGCCCAACAGCAUCAUACCCCUCCGCGGCGUCAAGCGUAUCAACGACGCCCGCCACUUCCACCAAGACGUCCUCUACUUCAUCGUCAUCACCGACCGCAACCUCCGGCCCCAACGCCCUGUGCCCCGAUGCCGCCAACACGUUCUACAGCCCCGUCGGCUCGGACAAGCGGUUCCUGCGCGUCUGCGGCGUGGACUACUCGGGCGACAACGAGGCCAUCGACAUGUCUAACAUGUUGGCCAGCAGCAUGGGCGAGUGCAUGGAUAUUUGCUCCAAGACGGCGCAGUGCACCGGCGCCGGCUGGGGGAAUGUGACGACGGGCGAGGGCACGAUGGAGCUGAGGUGUUGGUUGAAGCGGAAUUUGCAGAGUUCGCAUAGCGCGAAGGAGGGGUGGAAUUUUGCCAUCUUACAGUGA
Messenger RNA from Colletotrichum siamense, 942 nucleotides. RefSeq lists its product as uncharacterized. Lineage: Eukaryota; Fungi; Ascomycota; Sordariomycetes; Glomerellales; Glomerellaceae. The transcript is spliced from 2 exons. The coding region runs from base 1 to 942 and encodes 313 amino acids. The record is from RefSeq and is a predicted model, not a curated record.